Pestalotiopsis fici W106-1 is the source of this 1422-nucleotide messenger RNA. RefSeq lists its product as uncharacterized. The record is from RefSeq and is a predicted model, not a curated record. Bases 1 to 1422 code for a protein of 473 amino acids. Lineage: Eukaryota; Fungi; Ascomycota; Sordariomycetes; Amphisphaeriales; Sporocadaceae. The transcript has a single exon.
AUGGGUGUCUCGCGGGUUUUGAAGGGCGCAAGCCUUCUGGCAAUCGUCUCACCGUCGUUCGCCGUGCCUCUUGAGCCCGAGGUUGAGAAGCGAUUUUAUUCUGAGCCUACAACCACAUAUACAUCAGCCGCGCCAGUCACCGCUUCUAUUGUUCCCGUCACCAAUGUGACCUCCCACGGUCCUUACACUGGCACACCCACAACCACUGGUGCUUUGUCUACCACCGUCACUGCAGCAUCGGUGGCUGCAUUGCCUGCUGACCCCCUCAAGUAUCAGUACCCGGCUGACGGAAAGCUUCACUCGCCUCAGCCAGCGCCUUAUACCCCUGGUGGCGGCGCGGGGGUGAACGGGUCCGCGCCGGUAUAUCGUCCUCAAAGCGAUUUCGACUAUGAAUCCCUAGCGCUUGCUCUCUACCAAGAAUGGAUCGAGCUGGACCUCUUCCAUUGGGGAUUGGCAACUUUUAGUACCGAGGAUUUCGAGCAAGCUGGUCUGAACGCCGAGGACCGAUUCUUGCUCGAGUUCAUGGCUGAUCAGGAAGUUGGCCAUGCCACGCUUCUGAGUAACAUCCUCGGCGCUGAAGCUCCAGUUCAAUGCACCUACAACUACCCAGUCUCCAGUGUCCGCGAGUAUGUGGAUUUCAGCCAAAAGUUGACUCGCUUUGGCGAGUCUGGAGUUUACGGUUUCUUGCCUCAUUUGGACUCACGUGAGAGUGCUCAGCUUUUGCUGCAGUCCAUCUCAACCGAGGCUCGCCAACAAAUGAUCUUCCGCCAGUUUGAAGGCCUCUUCCCCAUGCCAGUCUGGUUCGAAGUGGGUGUCCCUCAAUCUUGGGCAUGGACUCUUCUGGCGCCGUACAUUUCAUCCUGUCCUGCGAACCAAACUCGACUGGUUUGGCAGAACUUGCCGGCCCUGAACAUUCUUAAUCAGCCCAACCCGGCCCGUGUCAAUGGGUCAAAUGUUUUCAAUGAGACAACUGGUGGUUGGACCAACACACUCUCGACGUCGGACCUAGAGGAUGGUGACUCGUGCGUCAAUGCCACUGAGACCGGAGUCAACUGUAGCCCCGCCAUUACUCGCAACCGGACUGAACCUCUGUCAUACGCGGGCCGCAAGGUCUACCUGUCCUGGGACGCCCCCGGCCAAGCCGUUGGUCCCAACAAUAGUUAUGUGACAUCUACAACUGCCAGCAAGCCUGCCUUUGCGGCCUGGGUUACGCAGCUGAACGUCACGUACAGCCCGCUGCAGGAUGUAACCGAGAAUACUGCCUGGACCAUUCAGCCCAACACUAGCGUCUAUGAAGGUGAUCCAGCGAUCAAUGGUACCAUGUUCCUGGCAAUCACCGAUAAAGAUCUUUAUGUCACUCCGUUCAACUUGACUAUGCUCAACCCUCAUGUUGCGGCACUUGGUCUCUACCAGGCUGGCUGA